This is a messenger RNA of Rubroshorea leprosula, 1196 nucleotides long. Lineage: Eukaryota; Viridiplantae; Streptophyta; Magnoliopsida; Malvales; Dipterocarpaceae. The record is from the annotation of a GenBank genome assembly.
AUCUAUUAGCUAUCAGUUUUAUCUAAACUGCUAAUUCCAACCUCCCCCUAUUACUCUUGUUAUUUCAUUGUUUUCAUAGGAAGAAAAAUAUCUCACCGUCUCUCACAAAUUCACAAUUCGACUUGAUCCAUUGUUCGGCCUACUCUCUCAUGGGCCAAAGGCUAAAACUAAAAUCGCUAACUUUGAAAUAGGGCCCGUAUUUGUGUUUCUUUACAGGCCCAUAUUUUUCAAGCCCCCCGGUGCUUCAGCUUCGCACACUCCACACUACUUUCUUCCGGAUCCGUUUUUCAUUCACCGUGGAACAGUCUCCCUUUCUCUUCCGAUGGCUCCUCCGCGAAUUCUGCUCUGCGGCGACGUUCUCGGCCGCCUUAACCAGCUCGUCAAGCGAGUGCAAUCGGUUAACAAAUCAGCCGGUCCAUUCGAUGCUCUUUUUUGCGUCGGCCAGUUCUUCCCGGACUCGCCGGAUCGCCUCGAUGAAUUCAUGGAAUACGUUGAAGGCCGAGCUCAGAUUCCGCUGCCGACUUACUUCACUGGCGACUACGGCGUUGGAGCUGCUAAAGUUCUAUUGGCUGCUUCAAGGAACUCGGGAAAUCUAGGCUUCAAGAUGGAUGGUUUCAAGGUUUCUGAAAAUUUGUUCUGGUUAAAAGGCAGCGGCAAGUUUACUCUCCACGGUUUGUCUAUUGUUUACCUAUCUGGUAGGCAAUCUUCAGAAGCUCAACAGUUUGGAACAUACAGUCAAGAUGACGUUGAUGCUUUACGAGCUUUGGCUGAAGAACCUGGAAUUGUUGAUCUGUUCCUGACAUAUCCUUUUUGCCUUUUCCAUGAAUGAAGUUUUUAACUAUUUAGGAAGUUUAAUGCACAAUGUUGCUUGUUUUUGUGGUUUCCUAGUUAUUUCUUUGACUUCCUUAACUGCUUUUCACUAAUGAAUGGCCGAGUGGGGUGACAAACAGAGCUUCUGUAUCUGAUGUUCCUGUGGGUAUCUCUGAUUCGUCUGGUAGUGAUUCUACCAUAUGUGAGUUAGUGGCAGAGAUCAAACCACGGUAUGUGACCUUAUGAAAAUUAUUCUAGGCAUCAUGUGUGCAGACAUACUGGUAUGGUGGUAUUCAACUUGUUUGAAAGUUCUUCUUCACAUUUCUUAUUCUUGUCUAAAUUACUAGACAUUAAUUUUAAAAUUCUAAUUAAAUUUUAAUAUUGCA